CUUUCUAGUGUGGAAAUGGCUGAAUAUGAAGUGGCUGUUUUCACGGACAACCGUGUAGCUGCCACCACAUUCAACAAUGUCUUCAUUAAACUGGUGGGGACAGAAGGUGAAAGUGAACGCACACGGCUCGUGAGCAAAAAAGGGAUGUUCCUAUUCACCAGGGGAGCAGUUUCAUAUUUUACCGUGUGGUGCCCCACUUCCAUCGGAAAACUGCUGUUGAUAGAAAUAGACAAACAGGCUCUCCCGUUGUUCCCCCAAGACGAUUGGUUCCCUUCCAAAGUAGAGGUGAAAUCUCCAGAGGGAUGCACCUACAUGUUUCCAAUCUACCGCUGGGUCUGUGAUGACAAAGUACAACAAUUCAGAGAGGCAAUAGCUCUGAGAGUCUUUGAUGACAACCAUCAUCUUGGCCGACACGCUCGGCAACUGGAGCUGAAACAGCGAGAGGAAGAUUACUGCUGGGACGUGUACAACGAGGGAAUACCCCACUGCCUAAAGGCAGAUGAACUUGGUUCACUGCCUUACGAAGUCCAGUUCUCCUUCACCAAGAACUUGGAGUUUAACUUCUCCACAACCACAACACUGAUAGAGUUAAAGCUGAAAGGACUAUCUGACUAUAAGGAGAACUGGACAAGUAUUGAUGAUGUCACUGGAGUGUUUUGCUGUAAACACACCAACAUAGCAGACUAUGUCCAAAAACAUUGGAAAGAGGAUUCUUUCUUUGGCUACCAGUUUUUAAAUGGUGCCAACCCCACAUUGAUCCGACGCAUUUCAUCCCUGCCCUCUAACUUUCCCGUCACUGACAAUAUGGUCUUCCCCCACCAUGAGCAUAACUUGGACUAUGAAAUGAGGAAAGGCAACAUAUUCCUGUGUGACUACAAAACUAUGGAUGGAGUGCAGACCAGCACCAUCAAUGGGAAGAAGCAGUACUUGAUGGCUCCACUGGUUUUGCUCCACAAAACUGCAGAUGAUGAGAUGAUGCCAAUUGCUAUUCAGCUGAAACAGAAACCAUCAGAGGACAACCCCAUCUUCCUGCCCACGGAUUCUGAGUACGACUGGCUGAUGGCAAAGAUUUUUGUGAGAAGUGCGGAUUUCAACGAGCAUCAGCUCAAUGGUCACCUGCUGCGUACUCACCUGAUGGCCGAAGUUUUUGCAGUGUCUCUGCUUCGUAAUGUACCCAUGGUGCAUCCUCUGUACAAACUUCUCAUACCUCACACUCGCUACACGCUGCAUAUCAACUUCUUGGCACGGAAGACACUAAUAUCUAAGGAUGGUGUUUUCACCCAGUUUGUAUCCUCUGGUGGAGAGGGCAUGAUCACAAUCCUGAAGAGAUCAUUGUCCUCAAUGACAUACACCUCCCUGUGUAUACCUGAUGACAUUGCCGAGCGUGGGCUCCAGGACGUACCAAACUACUACUACAGAGAUGAUGGACUCAGGGUUUGGGCGAUCAUCCACAGGUUUGUGGACGGAAUCCUCGGGCACUACUACCAGAAUGAUUCUCAUGUUCAGCAAGACUCUGAAGUCCAGAAGUGGAUUUUGGACAUUUUUGAGCACGGAUUCCUUUCCCAAGCAUCCACAGGAAUUCCACAGAGAUUUACAACUUUGGCUGAGCUGGUCAAUUUUGUUACCAUGGUGAUUUUCACUGGCUCAGCCCAGCACGCUGCUGUUAACUCUGGACAGUAUGACUACGGUGGCUGGAUGCCAAACAAUCCCAUCUCUCUUCAACUUCCUCCACCAACCAAGAAGGGGACAGCGAGUGAGGCCACGAUGCUGGCGACAUUUCCUGACGUCAACACAACAGUUCGAGGCAUGGCCACCAUGUGGCUCCUCAGCAAACAGUCCAGUGACUUUGUCCCUCUUGGCCAGUACCUUGAGGAACACUUCAGUGAGGAGACUCCCUGUAAGGUGAUACAGGACUUCCAAAAAGAGCUUGAACUGCUGAGUGAAGCCAUCAAAGCCAGGAAUGAGAAUCUGGAAGUGCCUUACACAUACAUGGAUCCAGAGAAGGUGGAAAACAGUGUCGCUAUUUGAAUAUUUAAGGAAGUUAUCCAUUAAUGCAACAGAUUACUGGUUGUGAGGCCUUCUGUAAACAAGAGAAGAAACAAAUGUAAAACGCAAGAGACAAAUCUUCUCUAAACAUGCAAUAUAACACUUUUUAUUCACAAUAUCUUUCUUGAUUCAGUAUGAUGGUGACAAAUUUUAGCUGAUUUUAUUAAAUAACUAUAGCAUGAUACACUACUUCUUAUAGCAACGCAUGCAUGCGCACGCACACACACGCACGCAUGCACGCACGCACGCACACACACACACACACACACAUUGAUAAAUGACACCUGUUCAAUAUAAUCAAUCAAUAAUAUAUGCUCUUGUAUUUGUUUUUAGUAUAUACAGAAUGUAAUAAAACAAUACAAUUUCUUUUUUUUUUAAACAGGAAUUAUUACAUAAACAUAACAUAAACAGUGGCGGGUAAUGUUUGU
Molecule: messenger RNA, 2474 nt
Organism: Cololabis saira (Pacific saury)
Lineage: Eukaryota; Metazoa; Chordata; Actinopteri; Beloniformes; Belonidae
Product: polyunsaturated fatty acid lipoxygenase ALOX15B-like
Exons: 14
Coding region: 16-2028 (670 amino acids)
Biological process (GO): linoleic acid metabolic process; lipid oxidation
Molecular function (GO): iron ion binding; protein binding; oxidoreductase activity, acting on single donors with incorporation of molecular oxygen, incorporation of two atoms of oxygen
Source: RefSeq, a predicted model, not a curated record